AUGUUCGUGUCGACGGCAGCUCCCCCAGCAGCCCCGCUGCUGCUGCGUCCGGCCGCGCUCCACGUCGUGGUCGAGGCUUUGGUCGAGGUCAGACGACAUCGUACAGAGUCGGCCGCGGCCCGCCCGGUGCACGGUGCCCCGCUCGCGCCGCGCCGUCUGAGUUUCGCGCCGCGCCGUCUGAGUUUCGCGCCGCGCGCGGUGAGGCUAAUUAAAACAAUACCACUCGUCGGCGCGCGUGCCCCAGUGCAUCCGCGCGCGUCGCCCGAGCACGACAUGAGCCUGUGCGCGCGCGCAGACCCCGCCGCCGCCGACGGGCCUCUGCGCGAGGGGAGCGACCGCCCGGGGCAGGAGGAGGUGACGUACGCGCUCCGCGAGGUGCCAGCCCGGAUGCGCAUCCUGGACCUCCUGAGGCCGACGGAGCUCGGCAAGGACGGCCCGGACCUCAGCCGGCCCCUGCCGCGCCGGGGGCUCGUUCGCCCGUACGACGACGACACGCGUCGGUUCCUGCAGCAGAUCCUGCUCGACACCAUCGACGCGCCCCCCGCCCUCGACGACCGAGUGCGGGACGCGCCGGAUGAGUCGGGGGGCGCGGACGUGGACGAGGGCGGGGACAAGCGCGAGCGGUCCCUGGCGGACGAGCUGCGGGAGGCGGAGGAGGAGGAGCGGACGGGGAGCCUGCGCCGCGAGCUGCUGCGGGAGUUCCGACGGCGGGGUGGCGCCGCGCGGGAGGCGCUGGAGCGCGACCGCCUGGGCCGCCUGGCGCUGGCGGUGGAGCAGGACGAGGACGGCGCGGGGCAGGGGGAGGACGCGGGAGCGGGGCUGGGCGCGGCUGCGCGCCGCCUGGACGCGCUGCUGGCCGAGUCGCGAAGCCUGCAGGUGGAGCUGGCCGGCAUCCGCGACGACAUGCAGGCGGAUUGCGCGCGCGCGUGUCGGUGCGCGGACGCGGCGCGCGCGCUGGCGGCGCAGUCGCGGGCGGUGCGCUACCUGGACGACGUGGUGGCGCUGCUGCGGGGGGAGGUGGCCGCCGUCGCCCGCGCCCGGGACUGGCCCUUCGCCCUCGGCCCGCGCAGCCCCGACAGGAACUACGUCGUGUGACCAGGGGUCAUCACCUGUGACCACAGCGUCAUGGUACUAGCAGCCAGAUCCUGCAUCAGCCACCUUCAGGACGCUGAAAUAUCCAGAAAGACAGGAUACCGCACAUUUUAUAAUAAAUAUCGUAGUGUGCUUAUUGCAUAGAAAAUGUUUAACGAAUUUCAUCAGAAAAAAUGGUAUUUAUUUAUACUUAUUGUAUAGAUGCGUACUAGUGUUGGUAAA
Aricia agestis (brown argus) is the source of this 1314-nucleotide messenger RNA. RefSeq lists its product as uncharacterized. The record is from RefSeq and is a predicted model, not a curated record. The transcript has 4 exons. The coding region runs from base 1 to 1095 and encodes 364 amino acids. Lineage: Eukaryota; Metazoa; Arthropoda; Insecta; Lepidoptera; Lycaenidae.